Messenger RNA from Dracunculus medinensis (Guinea worm), 2148 nucleotides. NCBI's taxonomy places the organism in Eukaryota, Metazoa, Nematoda, Chromadorea, Rhabditida, Dracunculidae. The record is from the annotation of a GenBank genome assembly.
AUGCCAUUGAAAGGCGAUUUUAAAGAUGAAAAUAAUGGAGUUUGUUUUAUAUGUGGUCAGAAAGAAAUUAUUCCUAAUAUUUCUGAUCAGAAGUUUGCGGUUCAAUACAAUGAAUCGAGCAAUUCUUUGAAGGCUUUGUCACAUACGACCAAGCGCAAUAAUUUUUUAGACACCUUGGUUUCAGACGAUUUGCGAUUUUCGUUUGAACUUCUUAAAUGUAAUCUUUGUCCAGUGCGAUUUCAUGGUCAUUGUUAUCUCGGUUUCAAAGAAGGUGAUUUUGAGCCACGUAUGCAUAUCCUUGAUCAUGCUGGUGAUCCAUGUAUUGACCUUUCAUACGCUAAAAAGUGGUUUUGUCCACAACACGAAUGUAAUUUUUGUCAUCAAGAAUUGCUUCGCACACGAUCUCAGCUAGGUGUUGUUAUUCGAUGUGUACAAUGUAUAUUUGCCUGGCAUCGUUCCUGUGUUACCAUUGGUGCUCAUCAUAUCAACAGGGUGCGAGAUAAAUUUGUAUUAUGUCCUAGGCACAAUGAUGUGAAAAAGUCGUAUAAGCAUCAUACACCAUAUUGCGUGAAAUGUUUCUGUGAUUCUGAAGAUGAUUUGACAUUUAAAUGCAUUUCAUGCAUUCGAGCAUUUUGCCGAUGUUUUCUGAGAGAAAAAGCUGAUGAAUUAUUGCAUAAGGAAAUCGCAAACUUUACAUGUGAUUUUUGUAAAUGUGUUGAUUAUCCUCGAAUAGGUGAUUAUGUAUUGGCACCAGCUGGGAAGCGUCUGUGGCCAGCGAAAACCGUUCAUGCAGAUCUUUUACCUCUGGUAAUUCCGAAACGUGAGCAGUUCAUUUCGAAAUUGAGUGAGCCGGGCUAUGUUUUGAUUCAGUGGAUCGAAGGUUUGGAACUUCCUAAUUAUGCCGUUUUUUCUUUUAGAGACCUUGUCCCUUUUCCAAAAAAUAUUCAAUGCUCUAUCUUCAUAAAUUUGAAAAAGCGUCAUCGAAGAAUAUACGAAGCUGUGAAACUCCUGUAUAUGAAUUCUGAAAUACAUCUUGGGAUUAACCGUCCAUUGCCGAAAGAAGUAUCAAUGGAUAGAAAUCCGAGAUAUGUCAGAAUUAAGAACAAUAUAAAUGGGAAAUUAGCUCGAGUUUGUAUGGAUGAAUUAGAUUAUUGUGUAUGUGAUGUGAUUAAUGGAAAAAGAUGUACAUUGGAACAUGGUUGUUUAAAUAGAUCAGUUAUGGUCGAAUGCCCCGAAGUUUUUGUUUUCUCUUUUUAUACCAUAUCAGUUGAUGACUGCGAUAAAAUAUACAGAGAAAUUCGUGCUAGAAAGUUGUCUAGUUCUAGAAAAAAAGUAAGAUCCAGAACGUGCGAGAAGAAAGAUUCAUAUGCUAUGUGCACAAAUACUUUUUUGAGAAAUCAUCAAAAUAUUGAUGAUCGAGAAUUAUUUCAAGAGAAAUUGACUGAGAAGAAAGGAUUGGGUGUUUUUGCGAUAAAAGAUAUACCCGUGAAUACUGAUCUCACAGAAUAUAUUGGUCGAGUGGUAGCAAAAGAGGAGUAUUUUAAAAAAUUAGAAUAUAGAGCUUCAUUUAAUAAUCUUGAAAUGAGUUAUUUUGGAAUGCAACUAACUUCUGAAUACUACGUGGAUGCUCGAAAUUUUGGCAAUAUGUCGCGCUCAUUUAACCAUUCUUGUGAUCCUAAUUGUAAAGUAGAUUGUAUUACUGUAAGUCGUUUUUUUUAUAUUUCCUUGCUACCUUAUGGUAAUUUCACGCAAAAUUGGGAGUUUUUGUUAGGUUGCGAUGAGUUGUGUUACGAUUAUGAUACAGUGCUUCCAGAUGCGCUUGAUGGCAUGACAUGUUAUUGCGGAUCGGAAUGUUGCCGCGGAAUAAUCGGGAAUAAAAUGAUAAGAAUUAAAAUUCAACGAAACAAUGAUAAUUUAACGGAACACGGAAAAAAAAGAAAGAAAAUGUUAACUAAUAUUGGAUAUACUGGUGUGUUUAAAAAACCAAGAGAUAGUCCUCCUUUCAUGGUGCGUAAUGUGCAACCAGUUGUUACUCCAGAGGUCGAAAAGUACAGAGAAGGUUGUUCUAAAAAAUUAAUUUCACAUGUAAAUUUCGCAACAAAAGUGUUUCGGUAUCUUUGUAAUACUUUUAAUGUUAAACCUUUUUAA